AUGGACCCUGCCUCCAUUAUUGGCUUAACCGGCUCUUGUUUGAGGCUUCUCACCAAAGUCGUUUUGACUUCUCGUCAGCUCAACGAUGUGGUCAAGGCUAUCAAGAAUGCCGACAAGACCAUCGUCCACCUCGCCGCACAACUUCAGCUUCUGGAGGCCGUUCUCAGCCAGCUAGAAUGUUGGCUGAAGCAGCGUCAAGACAUGGCACCGAAACUUGCGCAAACCCUCCGAAAGUCUCUGGCAGCAUCUGCCAUUAUCCUUGAGGACAUCAACAAGCACCUUCAAGGUGUUAAGCCUAAGUCUGGGGAAGACUCGACCACGUUUGGACGCAAAAUUCUUCUCAAAUGGAACCAGACCGAGCUCGAAGAGCACGGGAGAAUGAUAUCCGACCAGUUCCAGGCAUACGCAUUGCUCGUGAGCAUCGUGAACCUGCCAAAUCCGACUACGUUAAUCGAUGCCGAGAAUACCCGCCAGCUCCUUGACAAAGGCGAGGCCGAUGCGAUGUCCAUCAUUACCGCGAAAGACGCUGCGUCUCGAAUUGGGACACUCGCGGUGGACAGUGGAGAAAUGCUGGACAGCGAACUGGCGACAGACGAGGAAAUCGCCCGCUCCGGCCCCUAUCUCCAGAAUUACCGCAACCUCAUGCGCGGCGUCGUAAAUUUUCGUGAACAGAGCUUGGCAACGUCCUCGUCACUUUCUCUGCCAAAUGCGACAAACCGUCCGAAAGAUUCCUCGAGGAGCCCUAGCCAUACGACUCCGAAUUCGCGCCAAUCUAAGUUCGGUUGGGCGCGGAAGCUUAGUUCCCGGUACAGAGAGCUGUUAGAUACCUUGUGCAAUGCUGUCGAAUAUGCUGGCAUUGAUCAGGUGAAGAAGCUCGUUUCUGAGGGUGCUGAUAUCAACGGCUUGUCCAGCCGAGGAACACCGCUUCUCUUAGCUAUUUCCAGAGGCAGAACCGAAGUUGUGCGGCACUUACUCGAGGCCGGAGCGAACACUGAACUCGGCAACAAGGGGCAACUACCAGUCCAUCAUGCAGCCUCCUUACUCGAGACACACAUCAUGGAGCUUCUCUUCCAGCACGGGGCCAACCCACAAGCGUUGUCUUCGUCGGGUAGCACGGCUUUACAUCAUGCUGCUACCGAGGCAAUGGUGGAUUUGCUGAUUGAACACGGUGUAGAUGUUAUGGAGGAGGACACUGAUGGGUACAUUGCACUCAUGCGUGCGGCGUGGCGAGGCGAUGUCGGUGCUCUCAAAGGUCUACUGCGGCACAGUUCGCCUGCCGCGUUCGUAGUGACCAAGAGGGUGAAAAAUGAAGAUAAUUAUUUGGACACGCCGCUGUUGGUUGCCGUCGUGAAAGGAUCAGGCAGACAUUGCGUGGAGAUCGCCACGUGGCUUAUUGCCCAUGGGGCUGAUGUCCACCGCCGAUACCCGGCGACCAAAGUCACAAUUCAGUACCUCAAGGACUCCAACCCGCCGAUGAGAAACUUCUGGGGCUCUUGUGCUGCAACCACAUCGAUAGAGGAGCACCGUGUGUGA
Messenger RNA from Anthostomella pinea, 1533 nucleotides. Lineage: Eukaryota; Fungi; Ascomycota; Sordariomycetes; Xylariales; Xylariaceae. The record is from the annotation of a GenBank genome assembly.